UUUUUAUUUUCAGUCUAGGGUUUCUUUUUCUUUCUCUGUGACUUCUCUCAUAAAAACAAAAAAAGAUGAAUCAGUUGAUAAGGAGAUCAUGGAGUUUAAUGGGUUCUUCUUCUCCAAUUGUAUCGAAGCAGCAGACACUGAAUGCUUUGAUGAAAUCAAUGGAUUCACUUCAUUUGUUUCAAUCAUCUCAAACUAGUACUAGUAAUGGGUUAAUGGGGACGGCGGUUAGAGGAUUUCAUGUUUCAACUCCACUCCAAAUCAAGUCUUCUCCUACUGGUAAGGGAACAACCAAAUACCGUAAGCAUUUUAAAGGAACAAUGAAAGGAAUAGCUCAUCAAGGCAAUCAUGUCAGUUUCGGUAGUUAUGCUCUUCAGGCACUUGAUCACUCUUGGAUCACAGCUAAACAAAUAGAAGCAGGGAGAAGAGUAAUGACACGGUAUACUAAAGGUGGUGGAAAACUUUGGGUACGUAUUUAUGCCGACAAACCCGUUACACAAAAACCUGCAGAAGUGCGUAUGGGUAGGGGGAAAGGAAAUCCAGCAUUUCGAGUAGCUGUUGUUCAACCAUGUCGGAUAAUCUAUGAAAUUGGCGGAGUUACUGAAAAUGUAGCCAGAGAAGCUAUUAAGAUAGCUGCAUCUAAAAUGCCUAUAAAGACUCGGUUUCUUAUUGGAGACAAACGCCCCAAUGUCUGAUCCCUUGGCAGUUUAGUCACUUUCUGUAUGUCAUUAGUCUGCUUAUGUCUCGAAGAACAUGACAUUUCUCCAAGUUUUCAUUUUCUUUUAUGAUAUUCAGAGAAUUUAAAGUGUAUGGAAUUAGAUUUUUCGAUAUUGAAUUUGAGCGCAAUAUAUUACUGGCAGAUACCAAGUUAUAUC
Molecule: messenger RNA, 872 nt
Organism: Papaver somniferum (opium poppy)
Lineage: Eukaryota; Viridiplantae; Streptophyta; Magnoliopsida; Ranunculales; Papaveraceae
Product: 50S ribosomal protein L16, chloroplastic-like
Exons: 2
Coding region: 66-692 (208 amino acids)
Biological process (GO): mitochondrial translation
Cellular component (GO): mitochondrial large ribosomal subunit; ribosome
Molecular function (GO): structural constituent of ribosome; rRNA binding
Source: RefSeq, a predicted model, not a curated record